UGUGCAAAAAAUCCGAGCUAACCCCAUUCGCAAUUGCAGAGCUUGAAAUGUGAUUUGAUCACAAGCGGCAGUGGCACAACGAGGUAUAAGUCCCCUAUUUGCCCGUCAUUCAUCCCUCCAGAAGAAAAACAAGCAACAAAAAGGAGAAGAGUAAUAUGUCUCUGAGGACAUUCAUCAAACAUCUGGGCUGCAAACACUCCUGCUUACUCAAAACCCUCACUCGAACACUCUCUUAUUCCCUCUCUUCCCCACCAAAACCACGACAAUCAGCCACAGACAGCCCUGUCCAUUUUCAACAAGACCCAUAUUCUCUCCUCAAAGAAGACCCAAUUCAGAUAUGUUCUUCCAUGUGGGUCAAAUCCUUCUCUUCUCCUCCCACAACUUCCUUCCCGAACCUCACCGGCUUUCUCUCCAAAUUCGACCUCUGGGUCUUGGCCUACCAGCGCUCCUGCGCCCACGUGACCGGCACGUUCCCUCCCCGCAACGCCAUCCACUCUCAGCCCCUCCACGACCUCUUGUCCCUCCGAAACGCCGUUGUUUAUGGCCGCUUCUUGUGGAACGACAAGACCCGCCAGAUUCUCCGUAGCCCGAACGACAAACCCAUUACGAAAAUCAUGUCGAAGAGGAAACUUCAGGCUUUAAUUGAUUCAGACGAGCCGUGUUUUCAAGACAGGGUUGUUCAGGAGGUUCUGUUGAUGAUUCUGGAGCCGGUUUUCGAGGCCCGGUUUUCGCAGAAAUCGCACGCCUUCAGGCCUAAUCGGAAUGCCCAUACGGUUAUUCGAACGAUUCGGAGUAACUUUGCCGGGUAUCUCUGGUUCAUGAGAGGCGAUUUGAGCGAGAUUUUUGAUAAUGUGGAGAGAAAUGUGGUGAUGGGUUGCUUGGAGAAGGCCGUAAAGGAUAAGAAGAUUUUGGGUUUGAUCAAAUCCGCGCUUAAAGCUCGGCCGCGGAGAGAUUCCGGUGCGGAAUUGGAGAAGAAUAAGAAGAAGAAGAAGAGAGGGGCUACAAAGAAGAGGAUUUUGAAUGAGAAUGAGCCGAAGCCCGACCCGUAUUGGUUGAGAACGUUCUUCGAUUUCGCGCCUGAAGAGGCUGCCAAGGUACCUUCUUAUGGAUUUUGUGGAAUUCUUAGUCCUUUACUUGCAAAUGUAUGCCUUAAUGAGUUGGAUCACAUGAUGGAAGAUAGGAUUGUUGAGUUCUUUAAGCCUUCGAAGCUCGAUUCGAUUUGGAAAGACUCGAUAACUGACGGGUGUCAUAACUCGUCUUGGCCGGAGUUUGUUCCGUCCGGUGGGAAGGGGAAGACUAAAAAAAUGGAUUACAUAAGAUAUGGGGGUCAUUUCUUGGUUGGGAUUAGAGGUUCUAGAGAGGAUGCAGUGAAUAUUCGGAAGCAAAUAAUCGAGUUUUGUCAGUGGAAAUUCGGAUUAAGAUUGGAUAAUUCGAAGUUAGAGAUCGAACACAUAACUAGAGGAAUUCAAUUCUUGGACCACAUAAUAUGCCGCAGAGUGAUUCACCCAACACUUCGUUACACCGCUAGCGGAGGUAACGUUGUGAGCCAAAAAGGCGUCGGGACUUUGCUUUCAGUCACUGCUAGCUUACAGCAAUGUAUCCGCCAUUUUAGGCGGCUUCAGUUUGUUAAGGGUGACAGAGAUCCUGAGCCUCUGCCCUGCAAUCCGAUGCUCUACUCAGGUCAAGCUCAUACCAAUGCUCAGAUGAAUAAGUUCCUUGAAACAAUGGCUGAUUGGUAUAGAUAUGCCGAUAAUCGCAAGAAAGUUGUUGGCUUUUGCGCUUAUGUGAUUCGCAGCUCGUUGGCUAAGCUGUAUGCUGCAAGGUACAGAUUGAAAUCUCGAGCCAAGGUGUAUAGAAUCGCGUCAAGGGAUCUAAGUGGUCCUUUGAGGGAGAGCAGCAGCAAUUCAGCGCCCGAGUACUCUGAUCUUUUGAGGAUGGGGCUUGUUGAUGCAAUCGAACGGGUUCAGUUUUCACACAUGUCCUUGAUUCCUUCUUGUGAUUACACUCCGUUUCCGAGGAACUGGGUGCCGGAUCAUGAAAAGGCGUUGUGCGAGUACAUUCGACUUGAGGAUCCAAAGUUCUUUUGCAAAUUGAAUAGAUCGGUUAAGAGGCAAGGUUUGAGUUUGCCUCAAGAUGAGUUGUCCGAAACUGUGUGGUAUUUAAAAACCCAUGGGGUGAAGAACCAUCAUCGUCGUGCAGAAAACGAUACGAGAAAUGAUGAUUACUCCGAAGUGUCUGGUGCAUCUUGAUUUGGUUAUUGAAUUGGCAAGAGCCAUUUGAAUCUCGAAAGUAAAAUUGCUUGGAUAGUUGCUUAAAGGUCUGCCCCAAUUGUCCGUAUCAGGACAUAUUUCCGUCAACAUCGACAUUUCCAUCUGAUGAAACUGUUCAUCAGAAUCAGAAAUGGAGUGAGAAAUGUGAGAUGGGACUAGAAGUAACGAAAAGUUUCCUAACUAAACUUUUUUGGUGAUAAGCUUCAAUACUGGAGAAUCAAAAGGGUUUAGUUUAAUUUUAUCAAUUGGGGGAACUCUUGAAUGGCAAAAAGGUUGGCUAUAUGGAAUUGGAAAAUAUGGCAUAGCCUUUCCAUUGAAUAAUAAUGAGUAUAUAUAUAAAGUGUAGGCUAUUGGUAAUAAUUCUAGGACUGAAAUCUCUUGCUGCAGACUUGGGAUUUUCUUAGUCUGUGCAUCCAUUGAUUUAGAAUAAUUCUUUUUCUG
This is a messenger RNA of Morus notabilis, 2711 nucleotides long. Its product is annotated as nuclear intron maturase 1, mitochondrial. The transcript has a single exon. Gene Ontology annotation, biological process: mRNA processing. Bases 156 to 2249 code for a protein of 697 amino acids. The record is from RefSeq and is a predicted model, not a curated record. NCBI's taxonomy places the organism in Eukaryota, Viridiplantae, Streptophyta, Magnoliopsida, Rosales, Moraceae.